Molecule: messenger RNA, 2880 nt
Organism: Trematosphaeria pertusa
Lineage: Eukaryota; Fungi; Ascomycota; Dothideomycetes; Pleosporales; Trematosphaeriaceae
Product: MCM-domain-containing protein
Exons: 3
Coding region: 1-2880 (959 amino acids)
Biological process (GO): mitotic DNA replication; double-strand break repair via break-induced replication; DNA replication initiation
Cellular component (GO): nucleus; MCM complex
Molecular function (GO): single-stranded DNA binding; ATP binding; single-stranded 3'-5' DNA helicase activity
Source: RefSeq, a predicted model, not a curated record
AUGUCUUCCCUUCUGGAUGCUGUUCUCAACUCGGAUGCCGCUCCCACUCCUUCAAGCGACGUUGGAAACCCAAGGCGGUCGCAAAUGCGCUCCUCGUCCGCCCGGCCCCGUGCACCCCCUUCCGAAAGCGCCGGUGCGAACAGCGACGUCGACGGCUUUCCAGAUGACGAAGUCGUAGGUGCGAGGGUGCCUGGCCGGAGAGCCAACGGACCCAGAGCGGAUAUACCCAAGGUGGUCGACCUGACGGGAGAAACGCUGUCUGUUCGAUUUCAGGAGUUCCUGGAGAGCUACACGGAAGAUCCGACGUCGUCAGCGCUGCCGGUGUCGAGUAUCCCCACCACGGACAAAUACUACAUUGACCAAAUCAGAGGCAUGAAGCUGUACGGCCUCUCCACACUCUACGUCGAUUACACGCACUUGCAGAGGCACGAGGAUGGUGUCGUGGCAGCGGCUGUUGCCAGCGAGUACUACCGAUUUCUCCCAUACAUGGUCCGCGCCCUCCACGCCCUCAUUGCGAAGUAUGAGCCGGACUACUUCCGCCAGCAUCGCCAGCCCACAUCGACCACAUCGGUCUCUGCUACGUCGAACGCCGGCAACGCGACGAGUCAGAAUGAGAGCCUCAACGAGAAGACAGCGAACCAGCAGACCGACAAGCUGUUCACACUCGCCUUCUACAACCUUCCCCUCAUCUCCCGCAUCCGACAGCUGCGAACAGAAUCCAUUGGUCGAUUGUUGUCCAUCUCGGGCACUGUCACUCGCACUUCGGAAGUCCGGCCUGAGCUUUCUUUGGCCACCUUUAUAUGCGAGGCUUGCAAUACCGUAGUACCGAGCAUCGAGCAGACGUUCAAAUACACAGAACCCACCCAAUGUCCAAACACGACAUGCAUGAACCGAGAAGGGUGGCGACUAGAUAUCAGACAAUCUACCUUCGUGGACUGGCAGAAGGUACGGAUUCAAGAGAACAGUUCUGAGAUCCCAACAGGCAGCAUGCCUCGGACAAUGGACGUCAUCUUGCGAGGCGAAAUGGUCGAUCGCGCCAAAGCUGGAGAGAAGUGCAUCUUCACGGGAACCGUCAUCGUAAUUCCGGACGUGAGUCAGUUCAGAGUACCAGGUGUGAGGCCUCAGGCGACUCGAGACAACUCAAACAGCGCCCGCGGUAAUGAUGUCGGCGGCUCCGGCGUCAGCGGUCUCAAAGCGUUGGGUGUACGCGACCUUACCUACCGGAUGUCAUUCUUGGCCUGCAUGGUGACGCCAGACACUUCUACCCCAGGGCAGCCGUCGAAUCAUCGUAUGACUGGUCAAGCAGGAAACAUCCUCGCUUCGCUCAACCAGGUACAAGCACUGGAGACGACGGCAUCUGGCGAAGAAGCGCAGGCAGAAUACCUCGCAACUCUCACUCCCUCCGAGAUCCAGGACUUGAAGGAUAUGGUCCAGAAACCCCACAUCUAUAUGCGCCUGGUGGACUCGAUUGCACCUACAGUCUAUGGUCACCAGGUCAUCAAGAAAGGGCUUUUGCUCCAGCUUAUGAGUGGUGUCUCCAAAGAGACGCCUGAAGGCAUGGCUUUGCGUGGAGAUAUCAAUAUUUGCAUUGUUGGGGAUCCUUCUACGUCCAAGUCCCAAUUCCUGAAGUAUAUCUGCAGCUUCUUGCCACGGGCAGUCUACACCUCCGGCAAGGCCUCUUCCGCCGCAGGUCUCACAGCUGCAGUAGUCAAGGACGAGGAAACUGGAGAUUUCACCAUCGAAGCCGGAGCCCUCAUGCUCGCAGACAAUGGCAUCUGCGCCAUCGACGAGUUCGACAAAAUGGACAUCGCCGACCAAGUCGCUAUCCACGAAGCCAUGGAACAACAGACCAUCUCCAUCGCCAAAGCAGGUAUCCAAGCAACCCUCAAUGCGCGUACUUCCAUCCUUGCGGCAGCCAACCCCGUCGGCGGCCGCUACAACCGCAAGACGACUCUCCGUGCCAACGUCAACAUGUCUGCACCUAUCAUGUCCCGCUUUGAUCUCUUCUUCGUUGUUCUAGACGAGUGCGACGAGGACGUCGACCGCCACCUCGCAGAGCACAUCGUCGGUAUCCACAAAGACCGCGAUGACGCUAUCGAGCCUGAGUUCAGCACCGAGCAGCUUCAGCGCUACAUCCGCUUUGCGCGUACGUUCAAGCCAGAGUUCACCGACGAGGCGAAGGAGACGCUGGUGGAGAAGUACAAGGAACUGCGCGCGGACGACGCGCAGGGUGGCAUUGGUCGCAAUAGCUAUCGCAUAACGGUCCGUCAACUAGAGAGCAUGAUUCGGUUGUCUGAGGCUAUUGCGAAGGCGAACUGUGUCAGCGAGAUCACGCCCGAGUUCGUCAAGGAAGCGUACAAUCUCCUCCGUCAAUCCAUCAUCAGCGUUGAGAAAGACGACGUCGAAGUUGAAGACGAGGACGACGAGGCGAUGCUCGCUGCGGCAGCAGCCGCUGAAACGCAAGAUGGCGACGCGGAGAUGGAUGAUGAGCAGCAGGGCGAACGGGUGCGGACAGCGAGCCGUACACCUGCACCUGCGCCGCGCGAGAAGACGAAGAUCACGCACGACAAAUACGUCGCGAUGCGCAACCUCUUCGUCAAGCGCGUCAACGACGAUCAAGCCUCGACUGAAGAUGGCGUCGAGGAAGAGGAGCUCUUGGUCUGGUACUUGGAGCAGAAGGAAGCGGAGCUUGAUACCCAGGAGGAUCUGGAGAAGGAGAGGGCGCUUGCGAAGAAGGUGCUCAAGAAGGUCUGCAAGGAGCAAUAUCUCAUGCAGAUUCGCGGCGAGGGUCUAGCGGACGACCAGGGUCAGGGACCUCAGGAUUCGGAGAAGGUGGUAUACGUGUUGCAUCCGAACUGCCCGGUGGAGGAUAUUGUUUGA